This is a messenger RNA of Chilo suppressalis (striped riceborer), 2275 nucleotides long. The record is from the annotation of a GenBank genome assembly. Lineage: Eukaryota; Metazoa; Arthropoda; Insecta; Lepidoptera; Crambidae.
GCCAGUUGCUGUAUAAGGACUUGUUUGUGAUACUUAAAAUAACCUUUUUUUACUAUCUGUAUAGAAGUGUUUAAAUAAUUCACAUGUGGACUGUAGGCUGUUAGAAGGACUAUAUGUGUUGUCCAUUAACAUCAAUAGCAGUUUAUUUGUCCACAAGUACUACUUUUAUUUGCUGUAAGCUGAACAUGAAUGUGAAUGUGAUAUUCUAUUACACUUUUUCCCAAGCGCCAUUGCAAAGUAUGUUUUUACGUCACGUGCAAUAAAAUUUGUGAAAAUGUAUAAAAAAUCUUGGAAAAUAAGAGCGAGAACCGGUGGAAUAAGAAGAAAAAUUGCAAAAGAAUAUUUGAAAAUAAACAGUCGAUUGACAACGACGCCCGGAAAUGAGCCCGUCGAUAAGGCUUCAACAAGUGCGACUUCAACCGUUGUUGGUGGUUCCGUACAUGAUCCAGAGGAAAAUAUUAUGCCUGAACUUGAAAGUUCCCUUCAAAAUAUACAGAUAUCUGAGUGUGGUGAUUGCAGUUCUAGUGAUAGUGAAUACAAUUUUGAUUUGGAUAAUUGUUUAACCUUUCGCAAAAAAAUAAGAACAUGGGCUAAUGAAAAUCGUAUUCCUCAUUCUGCUUUGAAUAAAUUGUCAAACAUAAUAAACGAAUUUAAACCAGGAACACUACCUUCUGAUGCUAGAACAUUUUUAUGCACUCCCGUUAAUGUCAUUUUAAAAAAUGUAGAAGGAGGUCAAUACUGGCACAAUGGGAUAGCAAAACCUUUGAAGAGCAUUUUGCUAAAUUGGACGGAUAUUCCAGAUAUGAUUUCAAUUAACAUAAAUGUGGAUGGUUUGCCUAUUUUUAAAAGUUCCACAAAUGAAUUUUGGCCCAUAUUAGGUAACAUUUUUGAAAAUCCCAGGAUUCGGCCUUUUAUUAUUGGAAUCUAUUUUGGGAAAGGAAAACCAAAAAAAUUAAAUGAAUUUUUAGAAGAUUUUGUAAAUGACAUGAAGAUAUUAUUAGAAGAAGGUCUUGUAGUUGAGCGCUUAGAGAAAACUAUAAAGAUACAAAUCAGAUGCUUCAUUUGUGACUCGCCAGCUAGAGCUUAUAUUAAAGGAGUCUGCAAUUUUAACGGUAAACACGGCUGCCAUAAAUGUACUACAGUUGGAGAAUAUUCGCAUACCACACAUACCGUCACAUUUUCUGAGUCUUUGUGUCCUGAAAGGACAAAUGAAGGAUUUAGAAACAAAAUUUAUGGCUUGCAUCAUAAAAAUGACUCUCCUUUAUUAAAUCUUCCUAUUGACAUGGUGAACCAAUUUAUUGUAGCCGAUUCACUUCAUUUGAUCGACUUGGGUGUUAUGAAGAGAUUACUGAUUGGUUGGCGUGACGGCAACUUUGGCAAAUAUAUUACUAAAAUGCGGGCAAGUGAUAUUGCACUGGUUUCAAAUUUUCUAUGCAACUGCAAACUGCCUUCAGAAGUGCAUCGAGCAGUGCGAGGUUUAGAUUCAUUAGCACAUUGGAAAGCGUCAGAAUUUAGAGCAUUUUUUCAUUAUUUAAGUAUUGUCAUUUUGCCUGAUGUUAUGAACAAUGAAGCUUAUAAUCAUUUCUUAACACUAUAUUGUAGUAUAACAAUCUGCUCAACAGAAACAUACCGAACUUUGUUGCCAUUAGCAAAGGAGCUUCUGGAACAUUUUGUAAAAUUUUACAAAGACUUCUAUGGUUCAGGCUACGUUACAAGCAACAUACACAACUUACUACACCUGACGAAUGAAAUUGAAAUGUUUGGCCCUCUGAUGACAUUCAACGCAUAUCCCUUCGAGAAUAUGUUAUUUAUGAUCAAAAGUAUGUUGAGAUCAGGAAGAAAACCACUGUCUCAAGUUGCCAAACGAUUGGCUGAAAAUAUGGAUGAUAUUCAUUUUCAAACACAUAAAGACAAGAAAUAUCCUUUUGUGAACACAAUUAAAAACAAUAAUGUAUUAAAUUUUGAAGAUUUUAAACUUUCCAGCAAAGAAAAAGACAGUUAUUUACUUACCAAAUGCAACGAGGUUGUUAAAAUUUGCUGCGUAAAAUUCAACCACUAUAAGAUUUUGAUUAAAGGAAAUAAAAUCAACAACACAGAAGACGUUUUUGAAUAUCCAAUAAAAUCGUCUCAUCUUGCGAUAUACAAAUCAAGAUGUCAGCAGAAUAGUACCCAUACUUUGAUCGUCUUAGAACCAAAAGAGAUUAAAUGUAAAUUAGUAUGUAUUGAACACAAAGAAUUUAAUUUUUUUAUCCCUUUGUUACACACAUAUAAAUAA